AUACUGCUCGGUACGAUCAACAACAGCACCAACAUGGCUGAUACCGAGCGUCCUCGAACGCCUCCGCGACGGGCUCCUGCAUCUGCGGCUUCAGCCAAGUCUCCCAUCACACCCGAACAGGUGCGGCGGAUGGAAGAGUCCCGCUUACGAGCCAAAGCACUUCGCAACCAGCAAGACGUCCGUCUGGCUCCAUCUCGGCCCUCGCCGACAUCAACCACACUCGCAGCAGGCCAGAAACGACCUCACGCCGCCAUCACUCGAGACACGCCGGCCUCUUCCCGCGAUGCUCGAAACAGCGUUCCCAGCAGCAAUAAUGGCCUUGCUUCUGCCCCCGACGAUGGCAUUCGAGCCGCGCGCAAAUUUCAAAAAUAUGUCGAGUACGACUUCAGCAAAAUGACAGAUACGAAAGGCGGUUUCAUGACUGCAGACGAUGACCCCUAUAAUAAAGCGUUGCAUGCGCCUGAUCCCGACGGGAAGCCUGCGAAUAUGACGCUGCGAGAGUGGGAACACAAGCAGCUACAGCGGAAAUUACAGAAUGCAAAGGCAGGGCCAUAUGAGCCCGGGUUGUCUGCGCUGGACGGGAGGAACGCCAAGAAGUGCAGAGAGUGCGGCAGUCUGGAGAUUGACUGGAACUGGGAUGAAAUGCUCCACACGCAAGUCUGUCAUACGUGUAAAGAGAAGCUGCCGGAAAAGUACAGUCUGUUGACGAAGACGGAGGCAAAGGAGGACUAUCUGCUGACAGACCCGGAAUUGAAAGAUGCAAGCUUGCUACCGCAUAUCAAAAAGCCCAAUCCGCACAAAAGCACGUGGAACGACAUGAUGUUGUUCCUACGAUAUCAGGUGGAAGAGUAUGCCUUCUCCGACCAGAAAUGGGGGAGCGCGGAGGGGUUAGAUGCCGAAUAUCAGCGCAGGACGCAAGAGACGAAAGAUCGCAAAGAGAAGAAGUUUCGAAACAAACUCAACGAGCUCAAGAAGCGAACGAGAGUCGAUGCCUACAAAAAGGCGAGGAGUGGAGGCGGAGGCGAGUUUGGCGAUACGAUAGGGAAAGGCCAACACGAACAUGAAUGGGGACGGAGCGUGGAGGAUCCAGAGACGGGCAUGACGAAGAAAGCAUGUGUCGAGUGUGGUAUGGAGGUGGAAGAGCUGGAAUUUUGAAGCCUGCCCGACCAUGAUGACUGUGAGCUUAGUAUGUGUUUGAUGCAGCGCAAGAUACCCCAUUGAAU
Molecule: messenger RNA, 1223 nt
Organism: Sphaerulina musiva SO2202
Lineage: Eukaryota; Fungi; Ascomycota; Dothideomycetes; Mycosphaerellales; Mycosphaerellaceae
Product: DNA repair protein Rad14
Exons: 1
Coding region: 34-1155 (373 amino acids)
Biological process (GO): nucleotide-excision repair involved in interstrand cross-link repair; UV-damage excision repair; base-excision repair
Cellular component (GO): nucleotide-excision repair factor 1 complex
Molecular function (GO): damaged DNA binding
Source: RefSeq, a predicted model, not a curated record